AAUAGCCCACUGGAAAGGCAAGCAUGGCCCCUGGUUUUCUCUCCCGAAAAACCAACUGUAUUUUGCUUUCAGCUAACCCUAGGCCUUGUACUUGUCCCCCUUUAUACCCCCUUCUCACAAUCCUCACCCACCAUCAACAGAGAUGCCAAAAUUCACAUCUUUGUCUUCUUUUUACUAUCUCUUCUUCAUCUGUACAAAACCGUUCUAGAAAACGGUACACUUCUCUCUCUUAAACUAUCUCUAUACUCAACCUCUCUUUCUCUCUCUCUAUCCCUAUCUUUAUCUAUAUCUCUAUAUAUUUUUCUUCCCCUGUUUUUUUUUUUUGUUAUUCCGGGCUCUUACUGGGCUGUUUCGCGCUUUCGUUUCAUACCCGGAUAGGAAUUUGAAAUUUUUGUGUGUUUCUAGUUGCCCCCCAAUCGUAAUUUUCUCGGAAAAUUCUGGGAUUUUGUUAUUUUGAGGGGAUCAAUACUAGAGAGAUCGUUACUUUUGUAUUGGGUUCUGGGUUUUACUUUAUCAUAUUUUUUAAUUAAAAAAACAUAGAAAUAAAGUAAUUAAAAUUGGAAUUUUGAGUGUGAAUGGGGAUUGAGACGACUCUGGCUGAUCGGAAAGGAAAGGACUUUUGUGAAUUGCCAAAGGUGACGAAUUCGAAUAACAAAACCAGGAAGAGCCGGCGGAGACAUAAGAAGAUGUCGCCGGUUCAGAAGCUAUUCGAGACCUGCAAGGAAGUCUUUGCCUCUGCUGCUACUGGGAUUGUUCCGCCUUCUGAAGAUAUUCAACGCCUUCGUUCUGUUUUGGAUGACAUGAAACCCGCGGACGUUGGCCUGACUCCGGAGUUGCUAUAUUUCCAACCUUUGUUAAGAAGCAGAACCCCACCAAUUACUUACCUUCAUCUCUAUGAGUGCGAAAACUUCUCUAUGGGGAUAUUUUGCUUGCCGCCAUCUGGUGUCAUUCCACUUCACAAUCACCCUGGGAUGACGGUUUUUAGCAAGCUCUUGUUUGGGACAAUGCACAUCAAGUCAUAUGACUGGGUGGAUGAUGGUCCCCAUAACACAUCAGCAUCGGCCAAUAUGGAUUCUGCUGCAGACGCUACUCCUGAUGUCCGGUUGGCUAAAAUCAAGGUUGACUCUGACUUCACCGCCCCCUGCAACGCGUCCAUUCUGUAUCCAGCCGAUGGCGGUAACAUGCAUCGCUUCACAGCAGUGACUGCUUGUGCAGUGCUGGAUGUACUAGGUCCCCCAUACUCCGACCCUGAUGGUCGGCACUGCACCUACUACCAUGAUUUCCCAUUUUCAGAGUUUUCAGUUGAUGGAGUAAAGUUGCCGGAAGAGGAAGAAGACCAGAAGGAAAGUUAUGCAUGGCUGCAAGAGAGGAUUUUACCAGAAGGCUUAGCAGUACGUGGAGCACCGUACGCAGGCCCAAAGAUAGUGGAGUAAUGAAUAUCAUCGUUCUCGUCACCUCCUCAGUGGAAAAUAUCCAAUACCAUGUCCAACCAACCAUCUCCAUAUCUUGACAUUUCUUUAGUUCUCUCUGUUUUUUCUUUCCUCUUCUUUGUGGGACAUGAAUCAUUACUCAUUAGGCGGUUUUUUUUCCUUUUUUUUCCCUUCCCCCCUACAGUCCUUGUACAUACUCAAAAACAAAAAAAGAAAAAGAAAAUCGGUAAGCGUUCUAGCUAGUUGCACAUCAACAAGAGUAUGAAAGUGCGUUGAGACUGUUUUAAUUGCUUAUUUUCCUGUCAGCUUCAUUGUUACUCGAAAGGGAUACUAAUUCUUUUUCGUACAUACUCCAUAGUGGAAAAAAAACCGAUUAAAGGAGUGUCAAUUGUACUUCUCUGAUUGUAUGAAGAUCAUAUUCGAUAGUUGAAAAUCUUAGCAGCUAUA
Molecule: messenger RNA, 1877 nt
Organism: Humulus lupulus (European hop)
Lineage: Eukaryota; Viridiplantae; Streptophyta; Magnoliopsida; Rosales; Cannabaceae
Product: plant cysteine oxidase 2
Exons: 5
Coding region: 576-1433 (285 amino acids)
Molecular function (GO): oxidoreductase activity, acting on single donors with incorporation of molecular oxygen, incorporation of two atoms of oxygen
Source: RefSeq, a predicted model, not a curated record